CUCCAAAAAAAAAAAAAAACCUUGUUAGUAGCAACCAUGUCUGGAAGAGGCAAAGGCGGUAAAGGACUCGGAAAAGGAGGCGCCAAGCGUCACCGUAAAGUUCUGCGCGAUAACAUCCAGGGAAUCACCAAACCCGCCAUCCGUCGUCUCGCUCGCCGUGGCGGUGUCAAGCGCAUCUCCGGUCUGAUCUACGAGGAGACCCGCGGAGUGUUGAAGGUGUUUCUGGAGAACGUCAUCCGCGAUGCCGUCACCUACACCGAGCACGCCAAGAGAAAGACCGUGACCGCCAUGGAUGUUGUGUACGCGCUGAAGCGACAGGGGCGCACUCUGUACGGCUUCGGAGGUUAAACUUCUUCGUUGUACUGAAUGGACCCAACGGCUCUUUUAAGAGCCACCCACGUUUUCAUAAAAAAAGAGUAUGUUUUAAAUUAUGUUGGCUAUUAUUUUAGUAGCCAUACCUCGACUACGCAGUCUGGAAAAGUAUGGGAUUUGAGUAAUUUCCAGGUCUUGAUAAGUAGUGCUGUUCCUAUUGUGGUUUUUAUAAAAUAAAGAGUUUCAAAACAA
This is a messenger RNA of Megalobrama amblycephala (Wuchang bream), 564 nucleotides long. Its product is annotated as histone H4. Gene Ontology annotation, cellular component: nucleosome. Lineage: Eukaryota; Metazoa; Chordata; Actinopteri; Cypriniformes; Xenocyprididae. Bases 37 to 348 code for a protein of 103 amino acids. Gene Ontology annotation, molecular function: protein heterodimerization activity; structural constituent of chromatin; DNA binding. The record is from RefSeq and is a predicted model, not a curated record. Gene Ontology annotation, biological process: nucleosome assembly. The transcript has a single exon.